CCCUCCCCCUUUCUCUCCCGAGACUGUGAAACGGACCUCCGCUUCCUCGCCCUUCUGUGCCUCCCCUGUUAUGGACUCCUCCACUCUUUCUCUCUCUACAUUUCCUUCGAAUUACAACAAGUUCACCACUGCACUUAAUGCCGGCCUCUUGAACCCCCUCUCUCCUCCUCCCCCUAUGGAGAAGACGAGGUCGAGCCCUACUUUGUCGGAGAUGAUGAGGACCGAGCAAGAUAGUAGGCCGAGGUAUCAUAUUCCUGUGAUGAAGCAGCCGGUUUCCGGCCAGGGGGAUAGCCACUGUCUGUUUCAGGAACAGGUGGCUGAGAUUUUGGGUAGCUGUAGCCCUGGGAACUUGUUCAAUGAUUUGGGGAGCAGCGAUGUGAAGCUUACAUUGAGCUCAAGGGAUGGGUUUAGUGUGACCUUGAAUUUGCAUCGGCAGAUCUUGGUGGCCAACAGUCGGUUUUUCGCGUCAAAGUUGUCGGAGAGGUGGUCAAAGCAGCAGAGGUCGCUGCCGCAUUUGGUGGAGAUUUCGGAUUGCGAUGAUGUGGGGGUUUAUAUGGAGACUUUGAGGUUAAUGUAUUGUAAGGAUCUCAAGAGGAAGCUUAUGAAGGAGGAUGUCUCUAAGGUCUUGGGUAUACUCAAGGUCUCUGCUGCCAUUGUGUUUGAUGCAGGGGUUGUUUCAUGCCUUGAAUACUUGGAAGCCGCCCCAUGGACCGAGGACGAGGAGGAGAAGGUAGCCUUCCUCCUCACCCACCUCCAGCUUGAGAGCAUGGGUGCCUCUGAAGUUCUCAAGAGGCUUUCUGUCGAGGUCUUGGCCAUGGAUGAUGGAGACGAGGGCUCUGAAGAGAUUCUUGUCAAGCUUCUGCAAGUGGUCCUCGAAGGCCGAGACGAGAAGGCUAGGCGUGAGAUGAAAGCCCUUGUUUCCAAAAUGCUCAGAGAGAAUGCAGCUCACAACAACCUAACCGACCUCAGUAAAGAGUCUCUCUACUCUGCUUGCCACCAUUGUCUUGCCCUCCUUUUGCAGAAUUUUUUAGUAGCAACAGCUGAAGGGUUCAUGGAGUGGGCCCAAGAUGAGAGAUCGAUAACAGUGAGCCAAAUCUCACGUCAUGCUGAUAAUCUCCAUUGGCUUUUAGACAUUUUGAUUGACCGACAAAUGGCAGAGGACUUCGCCAAGAUGUGGGCUAAUCAGGCUGAUCUUGCUAAGCUCCACCCAAAGGUUCCCACAAUGUACAGAUAUGAGGUGAGCAGGCUCACUGCUAGGCUUUGUGUGGCCAUAGGCAAGGGCCAGAUAUUGACCCCAAAGGAUGUGAGGUGCUCGCUUUUGGGUACUUGGUUGGAGCCUUUGUAUGAGGAUUUUGGGUGGAUGAGGAGGGCAUGUAAGGCUCUUGAUCGCAAUGUGGUGGAGUAUGGUUUGGGCCAGACAAUUCUUACUCUGCCUCUUGAGCAACAACAAGCUAUUUUGCUAGGUUGGUUUGAUCGGUUUCUCAAUGCAGGGGAUGAUUGUCCUAACAUUCAGAGGGCAUUCGAGGUGUGGUGGAGGAGGGCAUUUUUAAGAAAGGGUUCAGAGUCCGAGCGCCCACAGCUUCAGAUUGUUGCUGCUUCUCAGAAAUGAGACCACUGUUUGAAGGGGCUAUGCUUUUAUAUAGGUGAAUUUGGGGAGAGAGGUGGGGUUUGAUUUGCCCGGUUUUUGUGGGUUUGUCGAUUGAUUUCCUUCCUUAUUGGUCCACACUCGAGGUUCUUUAUGAUGAUUUGUGCUUGUGAAGCAUCCUGAUUUAGAAGCAAGAUGGCAGAACAUAUUUCAGGUUUUAGAGUGGAAUUACGGGUGAUGCCUUCAGCUAUGGAGUGAGAGGAUCAAUGAAAGGGAGAGGAGGGAUGGCUGGGUUUUGAUUUGGUUACCUCAGGCUCUGGUGAUGGUGUAGUCAUCUUCUUUAAUGCUGUCUAGAAGCCAACCUCGGAACCUAGUUCGGUAGCGAGGCGUCGAUGGAGUAAACAUGCCCACCAUGGAGGCCGCCUACUAUUUCAAGUGAUUGUUGAGAGUCUGUCCUCGUUGUGUUGAAUUGAACUGGAGGUAUCACUACAUGAAACCAAGUCUGGGUCUCUCUCUCUCUCUCUCUCUCUCUCUCGUUCUCGAUUUCUUGAACUGGAGGUAUCAUUACGCGAAAUGCCUCACCCCCGCCGUGCAAUUUGUUUCUAUUUG
Molecule: messenger RNA, 2194 nt
Organism: Amborella trichopoda
Lineage: Eukaryota; Viridiplantae; Streptophyta; Magnoliopsida; Amborellales; Amborellaceae
Product: BTB/POZ domain-containing protein At1g63850
Molecular function (GO): protein binding
Source: RefSeq, a predicted model, not a curated record